Solanum verrucosum is the source of this 725-nucleotide messenger RNA. RefSeq lists its product as uncharacterized. Gene Ontology annotation, cellular component: plastid. NCBI's taxonomy places the organism in Eukaryota, Viridiplantae, Streptophyta, Magnoliopsida, Solanales, Solanaceae. The transcript has a single exon. The coding region runs from base 60 to 725 and encodes 221 amino acids. The record is from RefSeq and is a predicted model, not a curated record.
UCCUGAUAUAGGUUUCUUCUCUUCAGGACCCAAAAUUGUGAACAAACAAAACUGCCUAUAUGACAGCACCAGAACGAUCACAACCAGAAGUGCCAUCAAUCAACCUCGAGGAGUACUCUGCAUCAAAGACUCUGAUUCCUUUUGACCAACCAGUCCCUCUACUUCGAGGUCCCAUCAAGGCUGGCUCACAAGAAGAAACAGCUGGUCGAUUCAUCCUCGCAUUUAAAGACCCUAUCUCCUGGGCCUCUGCAUACAAGGCUUGUGAGUCUCAAGUCACUCAACAAUGUGAAUCUGGAGCUAGGAUUGGUUGCUCUAUCGCAGCCUCAGACAAAUGUAAAACUCCUUGGUGGAAAUCAUUCACUGGCAGUGCUUCCAAUCAAGACUUUGCAGAGAGGGCGAGAUGUGAAGAACGUGAAAUGGAGGCUUGCCUUGAAGCAGCAAAGGGGAAGUGCCAUGAAUUUGCAAAGCAGAAGUGCUUCCCAGCAUUUCGUGAUGCAAGGAUUGCUGUAAAAGGAUUGAGUCCCAAGGUGAACAAAAAAGAGUUAUCCAGGCUAAUUUCUUGGUUGAACUUAGGGGAGAAUUGUCAGAUAGCUGAUCUUUGGAGAUUAGAGAGGCCUUGGCUCGAGUUUAAGGCACAACUAGAAGUGUCUUAUUGCAAUGGGAGUGAUAUAGUAGGUUCAGAUGACUCACAAAAUUAUGAAUAUUUGAGAACUAAUGUUGAGUAG